AUGCAGAAGACAUACGAUGACUGCCAUCUGAUGUGCUCGACGGCCGUUUAUUUUGAGAGCCAGAAUAACGAGUCGGAAGCGUUACGGGCCUGGAAAUCUGCCCUUGACGCAAUCUAUUAUCACAAUGCGCAUAGAGUGCCGUCUACCUAUGUUCCCAAGAACGACACGGAGCGAAGUUACCAAGAUUCGCUGCGCGAGCUGGAACUCCAGUGUAAAGAAAGGGUGAGCCUCUUAGAAACCCUAAGAGAAAGUCGCAAAGAGGCUGGUAUGGACCUUGACACGAAGACGACGCCAAUCUCCAAAGGAAAGCUGGAAAAGUCAAGGCCACAGAUGAAUGGGCCUCAGAGAUCAAGUAGUGGCACGGCAGGAUGGAUUGGCGAUAGAACUAUCCCACCCAUAGGUUAUCCGGAAUUGUCACGGCCGUCGACACUGCCGUCGCGCUCUGCGAUGCAUAGCCAAUCGAGCUUGAACUCGAUAACGCCAACUCCCCAAAGUUCUAGUGAUGUGCGCGGCUUAGGGUUGGACUCGCUACCGUCGCCUCCCAUACUGCCAGCACCAUCUUUAAGUAGGGAAACGAAUCGGUUACCACCUCCGGAGAAGAAAAAGACCCUGCUCACGACUCUUCGCGGCAAGGACCCGAAAACACCCCCGAGUUCUAGUACCCCGCCGCGCAAACAUUCAAGACCUGUUGCUUCCAAAGCCGCGGGUUUGGCUUGGAGUUUUGUUACACACUCGAGCUCAUCGAAACGUGGCCAGGUUUCGCCGGUAAAUGAGUCUACCCCAUCGGCUCCGCGCAAGAGUACUUCGAGUGACUCCGGCUCGCGGAAAGACGCUCCACCAACGCGCCACUCCCUCGAGGAACUUUCAACACCGAGCCGAUCAGCUUAUCGCUCAGACUACUUCUCAAGCCCUCCCAUCACACGAAGGAUAUCGGGAGACCAUUCUGCUGCAAGCCUAGCUGCCGGUGCUGCGGCAGCAGCUGCGGCCGCCCAAAGGCCGGCGGAAAUAGAACCUUGUAACGGUUUUCCAGAUUCCUCCCCGGAUCUUAAAGGGGGCUCAUUCGAUAAGUUGAAGCAGCCGGAUACGAAGCAAGAUACUGGGUGUAACUCAUCUCAUCAUAGGCCUCCACUUUCUGCAAAACCCUCGACCGUGGAUCCUCCACGGUCCACGCCACCAUCUUCUGGCACUUCUCAAAUUCGCUCCAACAAGAUUCCGCCAGAAGACGCUUGCCAGAGGAAGGUUGUCAAAACGAACUCUGCACCUUCCAAGCCAAGACUGAAUGUGAAAGAUUCUAUCAGGGAUAUCGAAGCUCGCAAUGAUGGCUCUCCUCCUAAUGGCAGAGUUAGACAGGCGAGUGCCCAGGCUUCAGCCCCGGCACAGCGCCCAAUAGUUGGGCGGCAGAGGACGGGAUCGAGGUCUAGCAAAUCAUCAGCAGAGCUCCCUGCCCACGGAGAGAGCAAUGACGCUGAUGAAGAUAAGAACCCAUCGGAACACGAACCUGAUUACGAUCUAGUUUUAAAGAAAGCAUUGAGUAAUUUACCUAAAGGAGCCGAUAAAGAGGCGGCUGAGCAAAUCUUCACAGAAAUUGUGGUCCAUGGAGAUGAAGUUCACUGGGAUGACGUUGCUGGCCUGGAACCUGCAAAGAACGCCCUGAAAGAAGCCGUCGUAUAUCCUUUUCUUCGUCCGGAUCUAUUCAUGGGUCUCCGCGAGCCAGCUAGGGGUAUGCUACUCUUCGGACCCCCUGGUACUGGCAAAACUAUGCUCGCCAGAGCUGUUGCUACGGAAUCUAAAUCGACUUUCUUCUCCGUUUCUGCCUCCAGCUUAGCUUCUAAAUGGCAUGGAGAAAGCGAGAAACUUGUUCGGGCUCUCUUUGGGCUGGCAAAAGCACUAGCUCCGUCUAUCAUUUUUGUCGAUGAGAUCGAUGCACUGCUUUCCUCUCGAUCUAGGUCUAGCGAGGCAGAAGUUUCACGACGAAUCAAAACCGAAUUUCUUAUACAGUGGUCUGAUCUACAACGGGCUGCUGCAGGAAGAGAACAAAACGCCAAAGAAAAGAGGCUCGGUGACCCUUUACGCGUUCUAGUCCUUGCUGCAACAAAUAUGCCCUGGGAUAUAGACGACGCAGCUCGACGUCGGUUUGUUCGCAGACAGUAUAUACCUCUCCCAGAGUUCGAAGUGCGAAAAUUACAGUUACAAAAACUGCUCAGCCAUCAAAAGCACGAGCUUUCGGAUGCUGAUAUUGAUAGAUUGUCUAGUAUUACUGAAGAUGCGGCUAUGGGGCCCCUCCGAAAUCUAGGUGAAGACCUCCUUCACAUACCUAUGGAGAAAAUCCCCCCUAUUUCCUUCAAAGAUUUCGAGGCCUCCCUUCUUUCGAUCCGGCCCAGCGUAAGUCAAACCGGACUAAAUCGCUACGAUGAAUGGGCGAAGCACUUUGGAGAAAGAGGAGGGUAA
This is a messenger RNA of Microsporum canis CBS 113480, 2448 nucleotides long. RefSeq names its product vacuolar sorting protein 4b. Lineage: Eukaryota; Fungi; Ascomycota; Eurotiomycetes; Onygenales; Arthrodermataceae. Bases 1 to 2448 code for a protein of 815 amino acids. The transcript is spliced from 3 exons. The record is from RefSeq and is a predicted model, not a curated record. Gene Ontology annotation, molecular function: ATP hydrolysis activity; ATP binding.